Messenger RNA from Daphnia pulex (common water flea), 1027 nucleotides. RefSeq names its product glutathione S-transferase Mu 1-like. Gene Ontology annotation, biological process: glutathione metabolic process. The transcript has 5 exons. The record is from RefSeq and is a predicted model, not a curated record. Lineage: Eukaryota; Metazoa; Arthropoda; Branchiopoda; Diplostraca; Daphniidae. Bases 233 to 889 code for a protein of 218 amino acids. Gene Ontology annotation, molecular function: glutathione transferase activity.
GUAAGAAUUCCGGAUAAGAUCGAUUCCGAUCGAUUCAUUUACAUUUUGUUCAAACGUUGGAAAUACUCAUCUAUCGUCUUAUCCGUUCACAUACAAUAUGUAUAUGCCCCUUCCCAUCCCUCAACUCGUCAUCUGUAAAUAUCUAAGCGCAAACAGGUUUACUGCGUCAUUUGAGUGAUUCGACUCACGAGAGAAGAACUUCUGCAACACUACAACUCUACCUGACUUUACCAUGCCUGUCAAAACUGGUUAUUGGAAUCUUCGUGGGUACAUGCAACCCAUUCGACUUCUUUUGGCCUAUGCUGGGGUUGAGUAUGAGGACAAGCGUUAUAGUAUUGGACCGGCUCCCGAUUAUGACAGGAGUGAGUGGUUGAACGACAAGUUUAACCUAGGUCUGGAUUUUCCAAAUUGCCCUUACUACAUUGAUGGAGAUGUGAAGCUUUCACAAACUUUUGCCAUUCUGAAAUAUUUGGGCCGCAAGCAUAACUUGGUAGCCAAGACUGAGGAGGAGCAAAUUAGAGUGGACUUGAUAGAGGCAGAAGCCAUCGAUAUGCGAAUAAGGUGGUCCACACUGUGCUAUAAUGCCGAUUUUGAGAAGAUGAAACCAGAUUACAUUAAAAAUGUUGCAGUGAAGUUGAAGGAAGUUUCCACCUUUCUGGGAAGUCAUCCAUAUUUUGCAGGACAGAAUAUUACCUACAUUGAUUUUGUAAUGUAUGAGUUAUUGGACCAGAACUCUCAAUUGAUUCCUGGGUUGCUUGAUGAAUUCCCAAAUCUGAAAGAAUUUCACGCGAGAAUCGGAGGGCUAGAGAAAGUUGCAGCUUAUCUUAGUUCGGAUAAAUUCAUCAAGUAUCCUUUUAAUGGACCUAGCGCUCAGUGGGGUGGAAAAUAAGCCACAUUUUUAUCUAUGGUGUAUAACCACUAUCAUCUGUUAACUUUAUCUUGUUUUUUUUUUGUUAGGAUUUACUAGAUAAAGUAUAACAAAACUUGUUCAACAUUCCUUGUUGAGUAAUACAACGUUAAUGAGAAA